GGCGCAUCGGAGUCGGACUGGGUAUCUCUUUAGAAACGCAAAGCGAUUACUUUUAUGGUCGGCUUUUAUUCAUCUCGCCAAGAAAGCAUCUUGACACCCUCUGUUUUCUUGUAUUAUUCCUAUGAUGAAAUCUUACAGGAGCACAACAACAACAACAACAACAGCAACAACAUCGCCGGCUUCGCGCUGUGUUGUCGUGGUUGUUGAUGUUGGUACUACUACUAAGGACAUCAAGAUGGGACCCGGGCGACGGGGAUGAAUUCUAGCACACUCUAAUGUCCAACGGGUGGCGGGCCGUUGGAGUCUUUCGUGGUCAGUUCUGGUCCUGAAGGUCGCUCUAUCACUCCAUGCGAAGCUGGAUGCAGCUUUUUGCAAGAUUCCUCUUCGUGUGCAUGUGGUAAGAAAACCGAGGAGACGGGGGCUGCAGCUCGUACUCCUAACCCUGCUGCGGGUCUUGCUGCGCCUGGUGCUGCUGCUGCUGCUGAAAAAGGGAAACUUGAAAAAAAGCCAGCACCUUCACCCGUAAGAAACUUAUUUCGUUGCUGAUAAAUGAUAACUUUCGGCUGUGCCAUUCUUCUCCGAUUUAGCUUUCGCGGAUAAGUGGAUAGUGGGGUUAGUUUAGAAUUAGAGACCAGGCUACUAUGUUGCUUGCUACAGCAUAUUAGGAAAUCGUCGAUAUUAGACUCAGGAGCAGCAGGGGUGGUUCUUUAGCUUCAACCUAGUCCAGCCGACAAGAAUUGUAGUUAUAUAUAAGUCGCUGUCCUGGUAGUUGUUGGGCUGGUUGUCCAUAAUGCGUUUUAUUGAAUCAAAGGUAAGCCAAGUUCCUUCGUGUUUCUGUCGCCGUUUGUUGUGACUCCCCGACGGGACAAAAGCAAAACAAAAGGGAAACAGAAACACAAAGGCCCCACGCCUGGCGCCACGUUGGGCAAAGUGCUCAUCGUCUUGCCUUUCGUUGUCUUCGGAAAAAGUAGGAGCCCACUCAAGAUCCAUAUCAGUCGCUCUGCCUUCUACUUGUACACUUUUGGAGAAUAUAGGACAAAGAGUUUUACUUUUUUUGGAAAGGUUUUCUAUGGGAGGAUGUGAAUUUUCCGUGGCACGCAGAUCCGAUGGCACGGGAGUGGGGCCAUCUAGAGGCGUGACACGCCUUGACAAAUACAAGGUGAGACACGUUGUGACAUGACACGGCGCUGGAUUCCCCUGCAUCACCAUGCCAUCCUGUUGCUUUAUUUAGGGUUGCUGCUUCGUAGUUCUCUCUUUCUUUUGCGUUGUGUUUUUUUUUGGGCUCUCUCUCAAUUAUAAUAGUUGACGGCCUUGCAAACAAGUACUAACUAAUAUCCCGUUCACCGUUCGGCUGUUUGUUUCUAAUAUGAUUGCGAAGGAGCGAAUCGCCGUCGUUUUUUGAUGGUGGUUUUCUCGAGGUCGCAACAUCAUUCCGCGUAGUGCUGUUUGUAGCUUCGCAGUGCACUUUUUAGAUAAUGGUCUCGUCGUGAGCAGUCCACCCUCUCAAAUUGUUCAUUGCCGUUUUUUCAGAGUUUUGAGAUGUCUUUUCAACGAGAUGCUGGUCUGCCGUGGAGGGUCUUGUUCUUCCAUUUUCUUAGAAAGUGUGUGCUGUUUCUGAUCACGGCGACGCCGGUCUCGGACUCUGGCGGCCUCGGGUCGAUGGAUGUUUGUUAGAGGGGGACAGCCAGGCGUUUAUCAUGGGGCCAGAUUAAUGAGUGCGGAUCGCUGUAGAUGAGGGUGCUCGCCGUGGUGGUCUUCGCGGGUGCCUUAGCUCUGGCGCUCACUCGUGCCAGGGCUCCCACUCGCUACCCCGUGGCCCUCCAAGUGGAAGCACCCUGAGGGAUCGGCGGGCGCAUUUGCCCACACUGCAUCGACCACAUUCCAGGCGGUGACCCCUUGCACCGCUGGGGCACUGCGUCGAGCGCUUGCUAAAAGAGUGAAUGAAGCUGCCUUUCGCUUCCUUCCACAAAAACAGGAUGCGGAACCACUCUGCCCCUUCUCGCAAGGGUGCCCCAAGUCAGCGUGUACUCACACUGACUUCGCGACAGACCAAUGGUGGGCCUGUGCGCGUGGUCGCUUCUCUUUUCGCCUUAACCCAGCGUGCAUCUUUGCGGGGCUCGGUGGCUCGUCUCGGAACGGCAGCCCGCCCGGCCGAAUGAUCCACGACGACCAAGGCCUUGGGCCAUUUUCUGGCCAAUUCGUGAGGAGGGUAUGCGGGGGGCCGUGGUAUCGGCCAUAUGCCUACAUCCAAUUCGACGAGGUGAAAAAGGGCAGCUAGCCCAUUUGCGAACCAGGGUGGAGUAAGUAGUUGAAAUUCUUAGACAGCGCGGCAGGGCCCAGGACCCUCUGGCGCCUCCUGCUCGACCAGGCGUGGGCUGCUCGAAGUGUGUGGGGGGUGCGCUGCGUGUCGUCGUUGGCAGGAUGGGCGCGCAGCUGGUACUACUGCUAAGCGCCGGCGCGUGUUCUUGUGUUGAUCGGUGCUUCCGCGUGCCAUCCGCUGGCCUGUGCGCUCUGUCUCUGUUUAAAUCCGUCGUUUGCGAGUGUGUGUCAAGACAGCGCCAUCGACAGCUUCGAGAGUGGUGCAGCGCAUCCCCCCUCGCUCGCGCUUUUGUUCUUUGGUGGAUUUGCUCUCUUUGACUGCCCUUAUGAUUCUUCAAAGGUGGUUUAGGUCCAGCGACGCUGAAACCCCGUUGGGGGAGGACUCCCCUCCCCACGCCGGCUUGUUCGUGGAUUGCUGUGUCGAUAUUAUUGGGCGGGCUGUUUGUAAUCGCAGGCUCCAGGCUCGGGCUCUCGCCUUCAUGUUCUAUUUUCCUUCCCCCUUUAAUUUCGUCUUUUGAGUACAAUUUUUUUUUAUCUAAAAUAUGCAUCCAUUUCCUUCAUGUUCGCAUUCUCGUCUCGAUGAAUUACUUUCUUCUAUUCAUACUUUCCAUAGAAGUAUUACUUGCUAAUAAUCGACUGUGAUUUAUUGGUUGCCCAGGCGGGCCAGGGGGAAAUAAGAUAAUGUCACGCAUGAUUUACUUUCUUCGUAUUCUCAUUUCAUUGCGCAUCUCGUGUGAUUAUAUCAUCUUGUCUUCCCCAUGCAUUGGGAGGUUUUAAGGCUGCUUGACUGGUUUUCCGGAUCAGGUUCAGGUGGAAGAGGCUCGGAAGGUGAAGUCGAAGAUUUUGGCGGACUCGAAAAUGGUCGCCAAACCAACGGUCGUUUUUCUUGUGGCUGGCAUGAAAGACGCUGAUGAGCUGAGGAACGAACAGAAUACUAAUGCGAAAAUCAUGGCAGCCUUGAUCGAUAAGGCAGCAGCGAUGGCGGAGAAGGGAGACUACAUGUUUGUCACUGGAGGCGCCAGUAAUUGGCAGCAUGUGUUUGCUCAGGGUAUGAGCGGGAAGGGGCAGAUAACGUACAACUUCGCCGACGAAAAUGGCGCCUUUAUCUCUUCCAGCGAUAAGACGCAAAACGACGGCACCGUGCAAAAGGCCGCUUUUCCUCCCCCCGCUAGUGCGCAAGAGAAGAGCUACAUGAAGCCACUUCCAGUUGUUAUGGCAAGAGGCCAUACCAUACUUAAUCGAAACUGGUGCGCCAUCAAAAUCUAUAUGUUAGUUCAAACUCAAACAGCCAGCGUGCUUUUGAUCAAGGAAAAAAGAACUUUUUCCUCGUUUUCGGUUUUCAGCGUUAGUUUUCGAAUGGUGCAAGCUUGUGACCCCGAGUGUGAGUAAUGGUCCUUCUUUCAUAGGGGAAGCUGCUGACAGCGACAGGGAAUCGCUUACCGCGCUGGUCGCGGAUGUAUAUAUUGUCUUCAAAGGCGGCAGCGGAGCUCCAGCAGAAUUAUGGUCAGCUUUUUUCCAUCAUCCUCGGCAUCUUGGUCCCCUUUCCCUUUGUGUUCUCGUGGGAUACAAGGUAAAAGGGGUCAAGAUGGGGGGGGCCGAGAUGCAAUCUAGCAGACUCUAACAGAAGUCACUUUCGCGCAUGAAAGAGGAGCAUUGGUCGUGCCGGUGCUUUGUUCUGGAGGUACGAGCAGCCCAAAGGCAAGGGCCCUCCCUGAGCUUGUAUACGACAGCGCAAAAUGGGAUCAGCACCACCUGAUCCUGCGCGGCCAUUUCGUCGAGGAAGAUCGGUGCGCUCCUGGCAAAGCGGCUCCGGGCGCGAUUGCCCAGGGGGUUUGGCUUCAAAUUCACGAGUUCGGGCGCGUAUAGACUUUUUCGAUCGAUAGUUUUGCUGCGUCUUUUUGUUCGUGUUUUGUCAGUACGUAGUUCAUUCUUUGCUCGUAAGCUUUUCUUCGGUUUGCUGCAGUAAAGUCUGGUAAAUUUCGCCUCUUUCGCUGCGUGAGUUUUGGUUUUAUCGAACUCUAGCCAAGCCGCCCACUAUUGAUGUAGGCACUACUAGGUUCCCGCGAAGUUUUUCAGCGUGCAUUUUUUAAGAAUGUGAUCAUCGUCUUCCUUUCAUUUGCACGCAAACGGAGGUCGACAUAAGUUAGCCUACCUUAUACAUUUGGGAGCAAUGUAGAACACGGAGGUCUGCCUUUGGAAAGGCUUUCCGCUGGAGGAUGUAAAGUUUCCAUGGGAUUACUUAAUCAUACAGAUCCCGCGCCACGGGAGUGGGGCCGCCUAGCCCGUGCAAUGGGGGUGGGACCAUCUAGAGGCGCUGCACCCCUUAACAAAUAGAGGGUGGCAUGCGUGGUAUAGCACAGCGUGCCACGGUUCCGGCCGUGUAGCGUUUCCGCGGUCCUUGUGCGUUCUCUCGUUCAUUGGGUUUUGCUGGGUUGCUUCUGCUCUCUUUGUGUGGGAAGUGGGAGGUGUCGCUGUUUGAAGAUAUUUACGAAGCCUUUCACCGCGGUUAUGUGGUAGUCGUGGUUGCCGUGCUUCAGGUUUCUUUCCAGUAGUUGUCUGAGACUGCGUAGCAUGAUUUGCACGUGCCGUGCGCCUUCGGAUCCAGUAUAAGGGGAUGAGGCUCUUUGCAUCCUUACCGCGAUCGUGGCCCGCCUUGCCAUCGGGAUGCAAACCGUCGGGACCAAAACUAACUCCGACGAAGCUAUGGCCAUACACAAACUAGCCUGCGUUGCCCUCUUAGUACUAGUUCAUGGGCCCCUUGUCCUUAUUUCUGUUCUUCUCUUCAUACCACAAGACGAGCGCUCGCGCCGUUCAUAUCGCAGACCUCUCUUUUCUAUAGUGUGCCUGGCUUCAAAUUGAACCUCGAGACCCGCGGACCCCCGCUUACUGCGCUCACACACAGUCAUAGCGCAUGCGCAGGUGCAGUGGACUAAAGCGCAGGGGCGGUCGGUUCGGUCUUUUCGUCCGCUCGGGUAGUCGCGCUCGCGCGGGAAUCACGUAAAUUUUUCCCCACGUACAGGCGCCGCGCGAUGCUAGGAAGGCAAAGGAGGAUAUACUGAAGAAGUUUCCCGGUGCAACGAUCGUCGGUUUUCUGGCUUCUGAUGACGACAGUUCUGAUCGCGCAAACAAGGUUGAGGAACAUGUUGGCAACGUCGCGGCUGUUUUAGCCACACACGCGGAAGAGAACAAUCUGGUUUUCGUCACCGGGGGCACGUCGGAUUGGCAUCACAUAUUUGGCAUGAAGCUGGUGGGCGUACCAGAGGCAGGAGCGAGAGUGAAGAACCGUCUAUACAACCUAGCGGACGAGGGGAGAAAUUUUGGGAGUGGCUUCGGUUUUCAAGAAAGAAAGACAGACACACUUCCUGGAAUUACACUCCUUGUCGCAACCGACGCUGAAAGCCCUGCAAGACAGUUGCUCAUGGGCUUGGUCGCGGACGUUUAUGUGACUAUCGCAGGCGGCUCUGAGGUUUGUGCUGAAGCUAAUCACGCGGCUAACAACGAAGCCAUGGUAGUGCCGGUGCUGUGUUCUGGAGGCGCAAGCGAGCCGACUUCUCCUGACUUUCCUCACAAUUUCUUGGCGGGACAGAUGCGCCCUGCUAUCUAUGAGCAGGCGAAAAAGUUCCAGAAGGAGGAAGCACGUCCACCCAAUGUCGCAAACCUUGUUUGGGAGCAAAUCACGACUGCGCCGUCCAUGGUAUUGCCGACUUUGGUGAUAUUAGUACUUCUGACGAUUCGUCGACAUCUUUGCUUGUUUACCGAAGUUCGCCUCGUAGGUAUUUACUAGACCGAGAGAGAUAUUGCGGCGCUGGAAGUUCGUAAAGCAGUGAGCACCUGCAACAGUUAAUAGUAGCUCGCGUUCGAUUCGUUCUUGUUGCGUUAUUUUCUUGGAAGCAAACUAUAGGAGGCGGGUGCUGUAGAUAUUUUCAUCUGUCUCUCUUCCUCGGUUGUCGUGACUAUUUCCAAGGCAGCUAGUUUCUGCUGGCGAUAAAGCCUCUGUGCGAUAUCGGAUCCUCGCGGGCCGUCAUUCCCGCUUUUUUGUUUUUUUCUGGGAUCAUUGCCGGCAGGGAGGCUAGUCCGACUCAUUUUUGGGACUAGGGAAGCCUCCCGUCUUGUAACAGCGGUCGGGCGUGCGGAGGUACAGUCGAUCUCGCUAAGUGAGUCCUUGUGGGGUGUCUCACUUUUGAGAGGGCUGCGUCUCACGCUAGCUUUUGCGGGCUCGCCAUGGGGGCAGCGUCUCGGAGGUGUUCCUCUCGAGGCCGGUCCAGGCGGGGCCGUCCACUGGCAGCUGCUCGGGGCUCCGUUCAUUGGUGAGGGGCCCCUCAGCGUAUACGUUCGGCGAUGGCGCGUUUUCACGGUCCUGGUUAUCGGGGAUCUUUGGACCGGAAAAAGGCCAAGCCCGCGGGUCGGGGCUACCCUCGCUCGUAGAGAUUAUAGUUGAGCAUGGUUGGAUGCUACAAGCGCCUCCUGAGAAGCAAGUCCCAAUCCUUGUGAGCCUCUGCUCCGAGACGCUUGGGACGUGUGUCGAAAACGGGCACAAGGCGGGGCCAGUUUGAUACCUCAAAGAAAUGGGCCGGUGAGGACCGAAACGGGCCCCCGGGUGGGGGCUUGGGACUGCUUCAGGGCGACGCCUUUUGGCCAAAAGUGACGCCCUAGGGGAGGCUGGCUUUUUGGGUCCCCUUGCAAGGCUUAGACCUUCGCUUCGGAGUCUGGCGCCAUGUGCAGCGGGUUGGGGAGAUGGUGGCGGCGUUUCUUUUGGCGCAGGUGGACAUGAAAGCCGCUCACGUCCUGACGGCAUGGGCUUGGUUAAGGAAUGUCUUUAGCUUUGCGCUUUGCGGUAUUUCAAAAAAUAGUUGUUGAAAGUUCUUCUGUCUGUUGUGGAGAGGCGAGAGUCAGUCUAACUUUUUAGGUUCUGAAAAUUAACUCCAACAUGCAUUCUUCAUCUGGGGCCUUCAUAUUACGAGUAACACAACUUUUAGUACUAGGCAGCAUUUCGUCAGGACUCGCAAUAGUCGACCGCCUAUCAAGAUUGGCUACUUAUUAGUGGCUUAGGUCCAGCGACGCUUACGGCCUUCUUUGGGAGGAUUUGCAACCCUCCCUAUGCAGGUUCUGAUGAGUUGGCUGUAGUUUCUUGCUGGGGUUUUCUGGUGGCUACAGGUUUUUUCCUUGGCUGGGAUAGCCACCAUUUUCCCCCCUCUUUGAGCAUGUUUACUUUCCGCUGACCUUGUCGCCCUUUACUUGUAAUAAUGCAGUUAUUUAAUUGCCUCAUAACCUUGUUAGCGGUUCAUGGAGGACUCCUAACUAAGAAUAUUACUAGUCGUUGUUCCUUUUCUUAGCCACCAUGGACUACAGGUGUCUUACCGGCUUCGAACUGGUCUAAAGAAGGAGGGCGGCAGCCGUGUGGUUGUCACUGUCUUGGGAGGGAAUUUUUUUGGCAAAGAAGCUGCUGAGGCUGAGCACGACGAAUGGACGAAAAGGGUGAUUGCUCAGCUGGGUAAACAUUUGCAGCCAUUGGAGGGCAGUGUGGCGUUCGUGACUGGUGGAGUAUCGGACGCGCAGAAGAUCUUCGCCCAAAACGCGCCGGCGGGGGCCGUCUACAAUUUGCAAGGGGAGGAGACACUGCUCGAUGCGAGUCAGUGGCCCGGGACGCCGCUGAAGAUACCCUUUCUUCAAAAGGAUGACCCACGAAAGGACCGGCUCACUGGCAUUCUUGGUGACGUUGUUAUUACCAUUGGAGGCGGAAACGGGGUGGGAAAGGAGGCGGCCAUUGCCUUCGAUAACAGCGCGAAGGUCGUCCCAUUGAUAGCUACCGGUGGAGCGAGCACGGGCAGCGCGAGUGAGUUCGUUAAAGUACCAGUUCCAGCAGAGGCGGUGGAGAAGCCGGAAUUCGUGGACGAGGCUCUCUGGAAAGGUUUAACCACGAAAACGGAUGAUGCUGAAGCCUAUGCGAAAAACGCAGCAAAGGUCAUCAGCGCUGCUGUAGACCAAGUCAAGAGCAAAUCAGAGUCCGCUGGUGCCUCGGCUGCGUAAAGCCGCGCUUUUCUGACAGUAGAUUUGCUACAUGUAGGUACUCUGAGGUGUAUUAACUUCCAUAGCCAGAUUGACUUUCUUGAUGCUUCUCCUGUGUGUGCACUUCCUUCGCAUGCGCUCUAGAAUAGCUUCACUCUGCGAAUGUGACUAGUUAGUAUAUCAAUUAAUACCACUUGUAGCUACUUUGUAUGAUUUGGGAAACGGUUACGGUUUGGUGGGUUGAUGUUGGACCAUGUGGGAUGGCUAUGGUCUGCUGGUGUUUAUUUGGGUGUAGCUUGGGAAUCUAGGUUUGAAGUUGGAGCUGAAGCAAACGCGUGGAUGUCUGCUUAUGUCUGCUUAAGUGACAUUCAUUUAUUGGUGUCCUGGGCUUGUUAAUAUUGUGAGAAGCGAUGUUUUUUUAUCGCGCUUUUUUUUUGUUCAUGUCCAUCCAAGACGAUGAAGUGUUCUCGUGUUCUUGUCUUCGGUGUUGUAACAUUUCCGUUCAGCACACACGUACAACUAUUAGCCCUGCCUCGAGCUGCUAGCUUCUGUACUGCUUAUGUACCUUUUUUAGCUGUUCUCGAAUAAUGAUACCAACUGGCGACCCCGAGUAGUCGUCCGUGUAACAAAGUGGAGGAAGGAUAGUACUUAGCACGAUGCACAUUUUCGUCUGUGUAGUUUUCCGUGGAGGACAUCUACAGAGCCUUCCGCUCAUUACUUACAGUUUUUGUGUAACAUUGAAGAUUAUAUAGCAUUAGUAUGGGAAUAGUUGAGGGAGGGUUUCUGAUUUUUGAGGAGUGUUUCUCCAACUAGCGGUUUUUCGAUUUUAGAGAUUUUUGGUUUUUGAGCUGCUGUUUUGAUUGCUGCGGACUGCGUCUUUUCGGGUAAGUGCAUAGAAGUGCUACAGAAGAAGUUCUUGGGCGGCUCUUUUAAGUAUGAGAAGUGUCAUAAAGUGCAGAACUCUCCUCAAAGACCUGAGUGAGAUGUCAGACUCAGGCCUUCUUGGUUCAAGAAACAAAGAAGCCCACUCUUGACUGACCGUUCUUGACUGGCCUUUCUUCUUGGCGUGGGGGCUCGAGCUGGGGCUGGGUACGUACUUGACCGUCGUCCGGUCCGUUGAGUGAUCGGCUGCGCACGUGCCUGAUAUCGUUCAACUAAAAGACUAUC
Amoebophrya sp. A25 is the source of this 9492-nucleotide messenger RNA. The record is from the annotation of a GenBank genome assembly. NCBI's taxonomy places the organism in Eukaryota, Dinophyceae, Syndiniales, Amoebophryaceae.